CGCAACUCUGAGGACCCCCUAAGGGUCCCUGACCCCAUGUUGAAGAUCUCUGGUCUAGAAAGCAUCACAUAAGCUCAUGGCAGUGCAGUAAAUACAUGAAAAAGAAAAUGUGUAUCAAAAUGUACCUAAUGUUACAGAAAUCUACCUUAUUAGAUGUUUGUGAUGUGAACAAAAAUGAUGACGUAUGUAAUUGGGCCUGUUCUCAGCAGACUGGAUGAUAUGCUUACACUUACCAUUGCAGCUGGAGCUGGCCUGUUAAUGUGAUUAAUUAUUUCAGUACUGGAAUACCAAGAGAGCUAACUUAAACUAAAAUAUGUUUCAAAACAUCUGUACUGACUGUUAUAUAUAUAUAUUAUUUUCCCUUAUUAAGCAGCUAUGUCAGAAUGAGCUUUUUAUUUCUUCUUUUUCACUUAUGCAAAAGUACAGCAUAGUGUACUUCCCUAUUGUGCCCCUUCCUAUUUUAGUUUGGACUAUGCCAGACUUUCUGUCAGUAAGGAUAAUGUCUGAUUCGUUUAAUUUUAGUCUGCGUUGUGGCAAAAACCUUUGUCUAGUUGAAGUUGGGGAGAUGAUCCCCCUGAGGGGAAGCUUGUGAAUUUGACAAACAAAGCCAUGAAGAGCUAAUGAAGAGACUCAGUAAAAAAAUAAAAAAAAAUAAUACAACCAUAUGGAUCCCUGCAGUCACUGCACCUGGAACUCUUACCCAACUUCUCUCAGAUGCCAGUUUUACAUAAUGGGAUGAUCUUUGUCAGGUUGUGUCUGUUCAAAUAUGUUUUGAUGCCCUUCAUCAGAUUUGUACAUACAAAUAAAGAAAUUAUAAUCAUGUGAUAUGUUUUAAACGGUCUAUAGUAAUUAUGGAUGCCUUCUAAUAUUCGCCCCUUACGAAUUGAAAUAACAUAGCUAAAGUAGACUCAUUGUUAUAAACCGCAGUAAAAAAAACCUGUGACUUGAAACCAUAUAAAAAAAUGUUUUACACCUAUGCUUGAAAUACUUUCCCGUAGUUACUGUGGUUUGCUGUUGGGAUUAGUCUGUGUCUUCCUGUUUUAUAAUAAAAUAAUGUGUGAAUUAUUUAUUUGACUUGUGAAAAGGAUACCGCUUUUGAGACAUUUUCCUCUUUCUAUUUAUUUUGUUUUUGUGACAUGGUUUCCAGGGAAACAAAGGCGGGCGUUUCCGGCGAAUCAUCCAAUGAGGUGUUCUUAUUUAGAGGCGUGAUAUUUGAUUGGCUUUAGGUGACUUCCUUGAAUCUUCUCGGCUGCCGCUCGAAGCCCGCGGUUUACAAAAUCUACUGCUGGAUGAAGUGAAAUGGAAACACACGCCGCACAGUUUCUUUCUACGACUUGGGCUGGAUAACCAACAGCAAUGUCGCUGUCGACUGAGGCUCAUUUUGGGGUGAGCCAAAGCAGCAGAGUGAAAGGAGACACUAUUUGUGUAGUGCCCGACCUCACCUCUGAUCUCCUGGAGGAUGACUUUGACCUAAAUAAAUCCUACCCAUGUACUCGGAGACCGUUGUACAACAAGACACUGCAACGUCGUAAUUAUCCUGAUUCCUUGAGAGGUGAAGGUUUAGAUGUUUUCACUUCUGUCGCAGCAAGAGACCUCCAAAUCUCUAGUUUACAUCCUGACUCCCACAUUUCUUCUGUCUCCUUGCCACACCCGUCCACUAUAUCAGAGAUAGAGGAAAGCUUGUUCAGUCAGCUAGUCUCUGGAGAUUUUGGCCUGUCUGGAUCUCCAUCUGCCCUCAACCCAAACAAAGUCAUUCUUACCGUCGACCAUAAAACCAGAGAGAUUUUGUCAGCAAAUGAACAGGCCUGCAAGUUGUUUGAGUGCACCACCACUGAGCUUAUUGGAAAAAAGCUGUCCUGUAUCUUGAAGAAAACCAGUCAGGUCCUGGAGGAAGCAUUGGAAGAAGAUUUUCCACUUCUGGAUGGAACUGUUGUGGCUGUGUCUGGAAAAGUGGUGGAUGUUGUGACAUUAUCUGGAGAUGUGCCAAUGUCAGUGUGUACCUACAGACGGUCACAAAAUGGAGAGCACUUGCUUGUCAUGAUGGAAAGUGUGGAAAGGGUAUCAGCCUUUCUGUCCUUUUCACAAGACGGCAAUAUCUUAACCUGUGACUUGGCGUUUGCCCAUCUCCAUGGAUACCACCAUCCCAACGAGUUAAAAGGGGUGUCUGUGAAGGAGCUGAUCCCCUCCUUACAAAUCCCCCUGCACAGUAAUACGUUGCCCAAAAUGCUGAGGGUUCAGAGAGUGUGUGGUAGAAGCAGAGGGGGUGCAUCAGUCCCACUGUGUGUCAAACUUCAGGGGCCAGUGCUAUGUGGGAGGCCCCAACACCAAAACAAUGGGACUGGUUGCACCUGUCCAACAAAGAGUCAUGACAGACCAGAUGCACAGGGCAAUCAGCCAUGCUCUCCUCCCCCCUCCUCUGUGUGCAAGUCAGAAGGCUCAAACUCUGGAGUGCCAUCCUCAGAAGUGAAAGUGGACAGCAUUGUCCUCUCCCCCUGCCCUGCACUGGAGUACUCGGGGACAGUUUGGGUGUUUGCUCCUCUGAGCGGUCUCCUCCUGCUCCACCCCGAUGGCUCAAUCUACAGCAUCCACAACCACCUGGCUCUCGCGCUGUUUGGCUACGACCAGGACGAGCUGCUGACAAAGACUGUCACUUUUCUGAUGCCCGGUUUCUACGGAUGGAUGACUGACUCAGACAGAAAGGCCAGCCCCUUCUCUGAUUCUCAAGCAGAGGGCAAUAAAAGUACAGCCUCAUCCAAAAUAUCAGGAAAAAAUGACCCUUCCUCACUGGUGGCUGGUGAUAUGGCCACGGUGCAUCAGGCUGUCCUGGGAAGAAGCGCCACAGGUAGAGGCAAGAUCUUCACUGGAACCAGCACCAGGCUGGAGAAACAGGGCAGCGCUCUCUCGACCCUUUCUCUUCCUGCUGUCACCUCCACACGAGUGGUUAUGGCUGAUAACACUACCGAGCUGAUGGAGGAGGCAGCCCGGGUUGCUCUCUGCACUAGCCAGCUAGACGGUGCUGAUACCACUCAGGCACUCCUCAAGACAUUUGCCUGGGUGCAACCUUCGGAAGAAGAGACCUACUGCCUGGUUUCCACUGAACCGCCACACCAUAACCGAGAACAGCAGCUCGCCAGUAAAGUUCAUGAAAAUAAUCAGCCUGCCAUUAAUAUUAUCCCAGACCUUCCCAGUCAGAAUGGACAUGCUGUUGGCAGGGCGGGUGGCACCGCGCCUGAUGUAGGCAAAGACCACCGCUCGUGUGCCUCUGUGCUCCAAGACUCCAGCUUUGAGGUCAUCUCAAUGGAGAGCAGGUCAUCCUCUGGCUUCUGUGAAACGUUUGCCGUCCAUGGUGGUUCUGAUCCAGGCCAGGCAAUGGACUCCCGGUCAGCACACAUAGUGGAUUCAGCCAGCUGUUUCCUGGACCUUAACAGCAAUGGUGAACUAGUGACCCGUGCCCUGGCCGAGCUAGAUCUGAGCGGUAGCGUAGAGCUUCUCAGCGGCAGAGGGUACAACGACGACAACCAAAACUCCAUGACAUCCUGCGAUACAGCUGAGCUCCUGCGUACACCCUCCCCAUGCGUGGUAGGGUCGGACCAGGAAGCAGAGCCUGUUGAGAUUGGUGUAGAUGCCAGAAACGGCUUAAGUGAAGAGCAAGUAGAAAACGACCACAGGGAGCAGGAUCACUGGGCUUCUCUCUCGUCAAUUCAUAAAGAAAAGAGCCAAGAGGUCUGCAUGCCAAAGCUGGACAUUCCUGCCACGUCUACUCCUAAGAAACAGAAGGUGAAUGGACACAUCCCGUCCUCAGACACUACACAGAUACUGGAGGGGCGAUACGAAGGAAGUGCAUACCACAGAAAUGGCACGAGAGUAGAUGUGCAGUGUGACGUGUGCAGGACUAACCUCCCUGAUGGAAGCUCCAUGUUCUGUGUGUGGAUGAGUAGGCCUGGCCAGCAGGGGGCACUGUUGCAAACGGCUCGAUCACAGCACAACCAAUCGGGAGCCAGUCUGGGAGAGAGGAUUUGUGAGGCUUUGCACUCCACCAUGGAUCUUGAGCAGUCUCGAGCCUGUGACGGGCAGUUUGAAGAAGAGUACCAGCCUCUCAACCCUGUGGGUAAAGGAGCCUUUGGUUUUGUCUGGGAGGCAAUGAGACGCUCUGAUGGAUUAGAAGUGAUAGUGAAGUUCAUUAAGAAGGCCAGGAUAGUGAGUGAGUGCUGGGUAGAUGAUCCCAUGCUGGGACAGGUCAGCCAGGAGAUUGCCAUACUGACACGAGUACAGCACCACAACAUAGUCAAGGUGCUGGAGGUGUUUGAGAAUGGGAGUUACUUCCAGAUGGUGAUGGAGAAACAUGGCGAUUGCUUGGACCUUUUUGAGUUCAUAGACAUGCAACCAAGGCUGGAUGAACCCCUGGCCAGCUACAUCUUUAGACAGCUGGUGGCUGCUGUCUUCUAUCUGAGGAAUAAGAACAUCCUUCACAGGGACAUAAAAGACGAGAACAUCAUCAUCGACAAAGGUUUCCACAUUCGACUGAUAGACUUUGGCUCGGCUGCCAUGAUGGCUCCCAAGAAGCUCUUCUUCAAUUUCUGUGGCACACUGGAGUACUGCUCCCCGGAGGUGCUUCAGGGAAAUCCCUAUGAGGGUCCAGAGCUGGAGAUGUGGUCUCUUGGUGUGUUGCUCUACACUCUGCUAUUCAGUGAGAACCCUUUCUGUGGUGUGGGAGAGAUCCUGCAGGCCAAACUUAAGCCCCCAUUCCCCCUCUCUCCAGACCUGCAUGGUGUGUUGUGUGGGCUGCUGCACCCUGAUCCCGCUCAGAGACUGACUCUGGACCAGCUACUGCUGGACUCCUGGAUCAGCCAGCCCAUUUCACUGGCAGAGUACAGCUGGACAGAGGUUGUUCCUGCAACUAACACCUACCGCUCACCACAGCACGAGUCCAGUCCUAAAGUGUUUGUCAGGCAAGGCUUGUUCCCGGAUGAACAUGAUGAGACUCUUCCUGAUGACGAGGAAGAUGAGGAUGACAGGUUGUCAAUGGUUGCCCUGGAAACGGAGCUUCAGAAGUACCUCCACGAAGAUUAAAGACUGAAUUUAAAAGGGAAUGGACGCCAAGCAUCCAUCCAACAUUUGGUAUCAUGAUGUAGCAAUCUUUCCCCCUUUUUCUUUUAUCUAUUUUAUUUGUUCUUUUGGAUUUAUGUAAAAUUUAAAGCAUUAAAAUCAUCUUAUAUGAUCACAGGGAUCCAGCUUUACCACUAAACCACCUAAGUGAGCACAACCUCGAGUUGUUAGCUCAGAAAAACCACACCGAAAACCUUGUUGGAUUGAAGUUGAAGGUAAUUGUUAAAUUGAUCAUUGUUUAAUGUCUUAUGUUAAUGAUUUUAAUCUUGAGUGUUUUAAUUAAAAGUUGUAAAUAUUUUAUCUAUUUAUUUUUUUAUAUAGCAAUAAAUAUUUGACCAUAAAUGUGUUGUUCCUUUUUAUAUGAUUAAGGAAUUGCCUGUUAAUCAGAACUGUAAAAAGUUUGUCAAGCAAACAUUGUAAAGUAUUGGUAUUGUAAUAUUUAUGCAGCAAGUAAAGAAAGUAAAUCAUUAAAUAGUGCAAGAAAGUUUCA
Perca fluviatilis (European perch) is the source of this 5596-nucleotide messenger RNA. RefSeq names its product PAS domain containing serine/threonine kinase (gene pask). The record is from RefSeq and is a predicted model, not a curated record. Gene Ontology annotation, cellular component: cytosol; nucleus; cytoplasm. The transcript is spliced from 22 exons. Gene Ontology annotation, molecular function: protein serine/threonine kinase activity; ATP binding. Bases 1357 to 5070 code for a protein of 1237 amino acids. Lineage: Eukaryota; Metazoa; Chordata; Actinopteri; Perciformes; Percidae. Gene Ontology annotation, biological process: negative regulation of glycogen biosynthetic process; intracellular signal transduction; protein phosphorylation.